This is a messenger RNA of Trichosporon asahii var. asahii CBS 2479, 339 nucleotides long. RefSeq lists its product as uncharacterized. Lineage: Eukaryota; Fungi; Basidiomycota; Tremellomycetes; Trichosporonales; Trichosporonaceae. Bases 1 to 339 code for a protein of 112 amino acids. The record is from RefSeq and is a predicted model, not a curated record. The transcript has a single exon.
AUGUUCUACUAUGACAAAGAGAGCCUUGACCGCCGCUUCGCCUUCCACGCAUUCGAACACACAUCAUUCCGGGCCGUGCUCUGCUUCCUUACUUGGCCCAUCGUUGCUCGUCGUUCGUAUCAGUUCGGCUUGCAUGGCGCACCGGACGACUUUCCCGACAUCACCUUCAUCUGGCCCGGGGGCAAAAUGCUUCCCAACAUCGUGGCGUCCAAUGUGCCCUUGACUCCUCCUGAUCGGGAGCCAUGGCUAUCAACAAACCCUCUCCUCUCCGCAAAGGUUGCGAAACCUUUGCCGCAGUUCCGUACGCUGUUCAAACCUCGCGAUCAGUCCUCCGUAUGA